Molecule: messenger RNA, 1550 nt
Organism: Ceraceosorus guamensis
Lineage: Eukaryota; Fungi; Basidiomycota; Exobasidiomycetes; Ceraceosorales; Ceraceosoraceae
Product: putative 2-Nitropropane dioxygenase
Exons: 4
Coding region: 185-1222 (345 amino acids)
Molecular function (GO): nitronate monooxygenase activity
Source: RefSeq, a predicted model, not a curated record
CUGCAAAGUACCCCCCCCACCUCUGCUCAAGACAAACGACCGGUCACCCUUGGCGCGCCUGUACCGCUUGAUCAUUGCCGUCUUGCCCGAACCUCUGCUUUCAGCGCCACGCCGUUCAAUUUGCGCCUGAGCGCCCCAGGGACCAUAUACAACGAAGUGUAUAGAUACAGACAGACCUAUCAACAUGGUCCUCGUCACCGAACUCACCAAAGCUCUUGGAUUGGAGGUGCCGCUUGUGCAAGGCGGUAUGCAAUGGGUCGGAGUACCUCAACUCGUCACUGCCGUAUCCAACGCCGGAGGACUUGGCUUGCUCACUGCUCUGACGCAGCCUUCUCCGGAUGCGCUCAGAGAGGCGAUCCGAGAGACUCGCAAGAACCUCAAGCCGGGCGUGGAUGAGCGAAGCAAGUAUGGAGGAUUUGGAGUAAACAUUACCAUUUUGCCUUCCAUCAACCCACCUGACUACGAGGGGUACACGCGCGCUGCGCUCGAGGAAGGUGUGAGGAUCUUUGAGACGGCGGGAAGCAAUCCGGGCCCGAUCAUCAAGGCUGUCAAGGAGUAUGGGGGUUACGUCAUUCACAAAUGCACCACUGUUAGGCACGCUCGUAGUGCGCAGAAGCUCGGCGCAGACAUGCUCUCCAUCGACGGCUUCGAAUGUGCCGGACAUCCAGGAGAAGACGAUAUCGGAGGUCUGGUACUCAUGGCGCGCGCAUUCGAAGAGCUUUCCGUUCCAUUUAUAGCCUCUGGCGGAAUCGCCAAUGGUCAAGGGCUGGCCGCUGCCUUGGCACUGGGCGCAUGCGGAGCGAACAUGGGCACGAGGUUCAUGUGCACAAAGGAGGCGGAUAUCCACGAGAAUGUCAAGAGAGCUAUUGUGGACUCGGACGAGAGGCAGACGGUGCACAUGUUCCGCACGCUAAGGAACACCGCUAGAGUGUUCAAGAACAAGGUGUCGAUGCAAGUCGUAGAGCUGGAAAAGAAGGGUGCCAAAUUCCCAGAGAUUCAACCGCUCGUGUCUGGUCAGCGUGGGAGAAAGGUGUACACCGAAGGCGAUCUGGAUGCGGGAGUUUGGACAGCCGGAAUCACGCUUGGACUCAUUCACGAUAUUCCCACGUGCGAAGAGCUGGUGAAGCGCAUCGGCCAAGAUGCCGAGAAGCACAUUGAUAGGCUGGCAUCGCUCUCUGCUCACAAGAGCAGCUCCUCCGCUUCGAGAGAGUCGAGGCUAUGAUUGCGUAGCUGAUCUGUAUGUUGCUGCCAUCAUCUUCCACAUCACCCGCACGCCGAUGUUCGAUGAGGAGCAACGACUCGCGACUCGAUGACCUCAUCCUUCGCAAUGCUAGUCGAUGUUGAAUUUUGGGGUUUGGCCGAAGGCUGAUGAGACCUGAGCUGAGCCCUGCUGCGAAUUUUCGAACAAGCCAUGUAAACGAGGGAACAAUUGGCUACCUCAUUAGGCCUGAUGGCCGAGUGAAUGGACCGGAUGAAGGGCCAGCUUUUCCAGUCAUCUUUGGUGCGGUACGAUCGAGGAUGCGUAGGCUGCGAGCGCCAUGCACGCAUUA